AUGGCGGAGGCAAGGGAUUGUCGGAACGCUGAAAAGCGAGGUCGCCGGAGCACUGAGCAAUAUGGAACAGAAGCCUUCAGAUCGUCAUUUUUUUUUCUAAAAAUAUCUGCAUCAUUUUCCCCCUUUCUCCUCCCUCCUCCCUCCUCCGAUGCCGCCGUCCUCUGCUGCUACCUCCCACCUGACUCCGCUCGCGGCACUGGUAUUCACCUCUUCCUCCCCUCACCCUCUUUGCCUCCCACAAGAUCCAAGCUCCUGGUCAUCAUCUACAUCCACGGUGGCGGAUUCAUCAUCUUCCGUGUUGCUUCCUCGCCCUUCCAUGGCCUCUGCUCCCUCCUCGCAGUUGCCCUUCUUGCGGUCGUCCUCUCCGUCGACUACCGCCUCUCUCCGGAGCACCGCCUGCCCGCUGCCUUUGAGGACGCCCUCGACGCCCGCUACUUCCUCAUGGGCGACAAUCUGAUUCAUGUCGGGGCCGAAGCAACCCAACAACAAUACAUGAUGAAUGGAAACAACAAUUGUUGCUAUUCGAAGGCAAAGACUUCGCUGUCGGCAAGCAGCACUAAGUCUAGCGAGGGCUGA
Messenger RNA from Zingiber officinale, 576 nucleotides. Its product is annotated as carboxylesterase 1-like. Gene Ontology annotation, molecular function: hydrolase activity. NCBI's taxonomy places the organism in Eukaryota, Viridiplantae, Streptophyta, Magnoliopsida, Zingiberales, Zingiberaceae. The record is from RefSeq and is a predicted model, not a curated record. The coding region runs from base 1 to 576 and encodes 191 amino acids. The transcript has 2 exons.